AUGGUUCAAAGAGUGGCAGUAAUUGGUGCUGGGAUUUCUGGUCUGACUAGUAUUAAGUCCUGUCUGGAUGAAGGUCUGGAGCCCACCUGCUUUGAGAGCAGUCAUGACAUUGGGGGUCUGUGGAGAUUUAAGGAGGAACCAGAGCCUGGGCGAGCCAACAUCUAUUUCUCAGUGAUCCUCAACAGUUCCAAAGAGAGGAUGGCCUUCAGUGACUUCCCCCCUCCAGCUGAGCUUCCUAAUAACAUGCACCACUCUGAGGUCCUGCAGUAUCUUCGGCUCUACGCUCAGGCCUUCAAUCUGCUACAGCACAUAUACUUUCAGACCACUGUGACUGCUGUGAGUAAAGGCCCAGAUCCAGCUGUGGAAGGCCAGUGGGUGGUGGAGACAGAGGGGAGAGAUGGGCAAAGGCAGACUCAUGUGUUUGAUGCAGUGAUGGUUUGUACUGGACACUUCACCAAACCACACCUGCCACUGCAAGACUUCCCAGGUAUUGAGACUUUUGAAGGCAGGUAUUUCCACACCUGGGAAUACUGCAAUGCUGAGGGUCUGCAGAGGAAAAGAGUGGUGGUGAUUGGUGUUGGGGGUUCUGGGGGGGAUAUUGCUGUGGAUAUAAGCAGAGUGGCUGAGAAGGUAUACCUUAGCAGCAGGAGUGGAGCGUGGGUCGUCAGCCGUGUAGGACAAGGGGGGAUCCCAGUGGACAUGUUAGGAAAUUCCCGAAUGGAUAUGAUGCUGCAGAAGUUCUUUCCCUCAUGGAGUGUCAGAACAGCAGAGAAGAAACUGAAUGAUGUUUUUGAUCAUAGACUAUACGGCCUGAAGCCAGACCACAGUAUUUUUGCGCAGAAUGCUGUUGUGAGUGAUGAGCUCCCAGGUCGAAUAAUCUCAGGUCGCGUUCAGGUCAAACCAAAUGUCAAAGAGAUCUGUGGUUCCAGUGUCAUCUUUGUCGAUGGCAGCAUCAUAGACAAGGUGGAUGUAGUGGUGUUUGCCACAGGGUACAACUACAGCUUCCCCUUCUUGCCCCCAGCAUUGCAGUCUAAAUCUGGGUACAGGCUGCGUCUAUACAAGCAUGUGUUUCCUCCUGGAUUGACUCGGCCCACGCUGGCUGUGGUGGGCUUUGUUCACGGUCUCGGAUCUCUCACCCCACUGGCUGAGAUGCAGGCCCGCUGGGCUACAAGAGUGUUUAAAGGAUUAACAUCAUUACCCUCAGAGAAAAACAUGAUGGAAGAAAUUGAAAAGGACACAGAAUUAAUGCAUCAGAGGUUUGUCCUCUCUGAGCGCAACCCCAUCCAAGUGGACUAUAUUCCUUACCUGGACUCUCUGGCAGACCUGGUGGGGGUUCGACCAAACUUACCAUGGCUUUUUCUGAAAGACCCCAGACUGGCUCUGCAGGUUUUCAUGGGUCCCUGCACUGCUUAUCAGUACCGUCUGACUGGACCGGGCCAGUGGGCUGGAGCCCGUCAGGCCAUAUUGACCCAGUGGGAGCGAGUGCUUCAGCCUUUCAGAACCAGAGUGAUACCAGAACCAGAAAAUAGACUGACAUCUAAACUAAGGAUCAUGUUAGUUUUCUCAGGUACUUCCCUGCUGUGUCUCAUCCUUUGCAAGAAAAAGUGUCUCUGCUCUGUUUUUUCCUUUCUCUUAGUCCCUAAAUAAUGUCAAAAGGAUCACAGAGGCUGCAGCGAAGCAGAACACCAGAGUGGUACCAGAACCAGUUUCUGCCAGGUUCAACCAUAUUCAGAGACUUUAGAUUGUUCAUGUGCAUAAUGUACCCAAACAUGGAAAUAGUUGCUAAAAAAUGACUGUAAAAAUGCAAAUGUACUUUGACUGAAUUUUGCAGUAACAACCACAGUGUUGAGCUGCAGUUGGC
Molecule: messenger RNA, 1861 nt
Organism: Sphaeramia orbicularis (orbiculate cardinalfish)
Lineage: Eukaryota; Metazoa; Chordata; Actinopteri; Kurtiformes; Apogonidae
Product: dimethylaniline monooxygenase [N-oxide-forming] 5-like
Exons: 9
Coding region: 1-1647 (548 amino acids)
Molecular function (GO): NADP binding; flavin adenine dinucleotide binding; N,N-dimethylaniline monooxygenase activity
Source: RefSeq, a predicted model, not a curated record